Messenger RNA from Symbiodinium necroappetens, 2352 nucleotides. NCBI's taxonomy places the organism in Eukaryota, Dinophyceae, Suessiales, Symbiodiniaceae. The record is from the annotation of a GenBank genome assembly.
AUGAUGCAUUGCAGCAUGGGCCGUGUUGCAGCUCUGGUGGCCGGGCUGGUGCUUUGGACCAUUUCCGGCCUGCAGCUGCACUGGCGCGAGCUCGCGACGCUUAGCGUGGUGGCUCCGGAUGAUCCGGGUCCGAUCCGGCUCAAGGUUCUUAUGGUACGUACCAUCGGAGCACAAGAGGUUCAAUUCACGAAGGACGAUAUCCGAUCUUUGGCGGACAAGACUAAGGGUAUUCAAAAAGCGAACACAUCCCACUGCGCUGCCCGAAAGCUGCCGGGGCUUAAAGCACCCGUAAGCCGAGAUCUGCCACUGGACGCGUGGCCAGCAGAUGUUGUCUGCUACGCAGGCAUCACAGACUUGCUGAUUGACCUGCAUGUCAUCCUCUUAGUGUGGGAAAAGGUUGGGAAGCUUGAUGUGUCGGACAUUCCGCUGAACAUAUCGGUGAUUCACGCGCCGAAAACCCGCAAGCUCGAUGCUUGGGUGUUGCAUCUCACUGCAACUGCUGUAGCAGCCUACGACUAUGUGUGGCUGGCAGAUGGAGACGUAAAAACCUCGGACGUGAACUGGUUUGCCUUCUGGACGAAUAUGCUGUAUUUUCAGCCACAGGUUGCUCAGCCUGCCAUCGUGGCGUUCGACAAGGGGAAAAUUCAUUGGAGAAGCGAUCACACCGUACUGCGAGUUCCGGAAGAUGAUGAGGGUGAGACGUGGGCCAUUGAUCCCACCUUGAUUGCUGCUGAGGUGGGGAUCGUCGAGAUAAUGACGCCUGUGCUCACCCCCAGGGCUUGGUUGGCUAUGAGGGAAGCACUUGUCAGCAACAGCAAGGCAAUGGAAUGGGUUACCAAAGGCGCCACAUGGUGCGUGGAUGUCAAGUGGUGUCAGUUGGCUCGUACAUCUGUGCUUGGCUUGGAAGCCGCAGGGGAACCGGACGUCAGUAUCGGGGCUGUGGCCCAAAGGCUGCUUUUUCCGCGCACAGUCAAGAUUUUCGGUUGUUUCUUCAACAACAAUCCAGCUACUUUGGAGAGCUUUGGCCUGCUGGCAAGCAGCAGUGGGACUCGUACGCAGAUGAAAAGGCUGUUUAUGCGAGACAGUGAAGGCAGCUACCCUUACGACAGCUGGAAAGCCAGUCGCGGUCUUCAGCAGCUCCAGUCCGAGUGGAUCGACGGCGUGGUGCAUGACGUGGAGCAGAAUCACGACAGCAUCCUGCUGGAGGUGGAGGACCGGCAGUUCUUGGUGACUGUCCUAGGCCGAUGGAGUCGUCUCAUCCAAGUAAUGGACCUGGAAACAGGUUUACAGUGGUCGAAGCGGACUGAGAGUGACGACCCAGAUGGCGAUCCCCUUGACAACCUGAACCAUGUCUACACAGUACUGGUUGACAAGCUGGAUGGUGGUGGCAAGGAGGUGUGGCUCCCCUGCGGCUUUCGAGGCGAUGAGGUCGACAAGGAGUUCUCCAUCAAGUACAUGCGAAUUUUGGACUUGGAGACGCUUGAACUGCGAACUGGCCCAAAGCUUCCGUUCGCCGGCGGAGCCUGUACGGCUGUGGCUCUGGAAAUAGUUCCGGGCGAGCCUCCCAUGAUUUGCAGCUUCGGUGGAACGAACGGCCAUCAUAAUUCAGGCAUUUUCCAGCCAUAUGCUACAUGUUACGACCGCCUGCGGGAACGAUUCUGGUUCCCUUUUGGCAAGAUGCCAUACGGCAUGGAUCAUGGCAGCGUCGUGGUGACUCCUACUGGUGUAUGUGGUGCCCAGCGACGGACUGUGAUCAUCCUCAACUACCGCAUAGUUCCUUAUGGGAGCGCGCGGCCAGAAAUGCUCGCUCACGAUCUGCCCGAAAGUGGGUGGACGGCGGAAGAGCUAAGUCAGGCAUCCAUGGAGGAGCCAGGAAAGUGGUACCUCUACCACAACGUGUCCUUCACCAAAUCUGAUCCUUGCACUUCUCCUCGGGACGCCAGCGGGAUGGCCACUGCCAACGGUGGCCGGUUCCUGCUAAACUUUGGUGGAAUAUUUUACACGCGCGACAAGCAUGGACACCCGGUCGGACACCGCUUCAGCGCCAUCCGUAGCUUCGAUGUUUGCGAGAAGCGCUGGACGAUUGAGGGAGACCUCGGGAUGGAUACGUUCGCACUGCAGACUGCGGCUAGCCAGAAGCUUCAAGUUGCAGUGACCUGCGGGGGCGAGUCGGUGGAGAGGUCGUUGAAUCGGAAUGGAAAUCAGCCGUGGUGCAUUGUUCACCGACCACGACACGGCCUAGAAUUGGCCAAUCGUCAUGGCGGUGCUGCCACCCACAAGUUCCCACGGGGAUUCGUACCCGGAGCAGAGCAGCAGAGAGCAAGAUUGAAGCAGAAGGUGGGCAAGACUUAG